AUGUCUGACCCAGUCGAGAACGAAUACAACCUGCAGGAGGCGUGGGACAGGGCAUGCACCUCCUUCGCGCAGACAGCGAAGGUUGACCUCACCGCAGCGCCAAAGUUUACUGUCGAUCAAGUGCUUGACCAAAUUCGAACGAAGCAGGAUGACGAUGACGAGAGAAACAUCAAGUAUAAGACUGCAAAAGAUGUGAUCGGCAAGACAUUGAACUUCGUUAUGGUCCUAGGUGGCAUAGCGGCCCAAGGCGCCAGCAUGGUAUUUGCUCCUAGUAGCUUGUGCUUCAAUGCAAUUUCAUAUCUCAUCAGCACCGGAGCAAAGUACAAGCGCAUUUUUAGCAGUCUUGCCGAGCUAUUCCGGCGUAUUUCCGACGUGUUGGAACGCUGCAAGAUCUAUAUGCGGCUUCCUGCGGAUGCAGUGGACGUCUCGCUUCGCAAGAUCAUCAACGAGGAACUGGUAUGCUUUGUCGACAUCUGCGCUUUGUCCAUCAAAGUGCUCAAGGGCCACAAAGUCUUCACCGCGCUGAGGGUGUUUGCAUUUGACAGCGAUGAGGGUGUGAGUGGCCAGCUGGGUCGCCUGACUACGCUAGUUGAACGUGAGUCUCAGAUGCGAGCAACUCUAGGAUUUGAGUCACAGAAGACCAGUGAACGGAAUAUCAUUGAAAGUAAAGAAGGAACCAAGAAGAUCAAUACCACCGUGGAUAAGUUGCUCACCUUUGAGAAGAAGAAAGACGCGGACAACGGGGUCAAACGGUUACUCAAAAACAUUGAUUCGAGCCUUGAUACUCCAAGUGAGACUCACAAGGCCUCGCAGACGAUUUACAGGCGGCUUUUGGAUGACCAAGUGCCUGGAAGCGGGGAGUGGCUUCGAAAUGAUCCCUUGUAUACUACAUGGGCAAAUCCUCAGCACUCGUCCUGUUCUAUACUCGGUAUUUCUGGCGGCGAGGGAUACGGCAAGUCCUUCCUUUUUGCGGCCGUAGUCCAGCACCUGCAGGAAGCCCACUCGCAUGUUGCCGACGAUCUCAAAUGUAUUUCGACUGCCUAUCACAUCUUUGAAAAAGAGAAAGGCGAAGCCUCCUUGCUCAAGGCAUUGAAGGUUCUGGCAUGGCAGAUUGCCAAUACAGAUGUCGUGUAUCGCAAAGAUUUAAGCUCCACCAAGGUUGACGGCAUUAAUCAAAUCAACAAUAUUUGGGAAGUCCUUUUCGCGAAGUCUUAUAAAAGCGACUCAACCUUCUUCCUUUUGCUUGAUGAAAUUGACCAAAUGGAAAAGAAUCAUCUCAAAGACUUUCUGCAGCUGUUGACAGAACUGGGAGCUAUCUCUAGGACUUGGCCUCGUUUCAAUCUCCGUAUCCUUCUCUCUGGGCGGGACAAAACGAUGAGCAGGGUGAAGACUCACAUGGGAGAAGGUAUAUCAAUCCUCGACGUGGCCUCGAAGAACACCGAUGACAUGGAGAAAUUCAUUGUCGACCGAAUGAACAAGAUGGAGAUUUUGAGCGGUUCGUCAGACCAAGUUCUUUCACUACGCUGCGAAAUCUUGCAGGCGCUCACAACGCAGACACAUGGUGAUUUCGUCAACGUCAGUCUUAUGCUACAUGAGAUUAGCGGCAAACAACGCCCCGGCGAAAUCCGCGACAUUUUGUCCCGUUCGGGAGGAAACCGGUCCGACACGAUUGUGAGAAAGAUGGAACAGUUAAAUGAAACCCUCAGUGAUGAAGAUAUUUCUGACCUGAACGAUCUCCUCACUUGGGUGGUGUUUGCUUCGCGCUCCCUCACUUUGGAAGAACUAGAAGCAGUCCUUUUCCUCAAGGCCCGUGAGCCCUCUCUGCGCCCGUUGGCCGAGAAGAUCAUAGAUCAAUAUUCCUCCCUGUUCAAAAUUUUGGGUGACCCAAAUCCCUCAACCAAAAUUAUCCCGCCCACCUCGAGAGUCUUGCUAGUCUCUGACUCGAUCGAAGAGUUCUUGCGAACAAAGCCUGAGACUGAAGGCACCGAAGAUGAAGAAGACCUGAAUCUCACGGGUGAUGUCAACGAAUUUGAGGUCAGGAUUGUGAAGAGGUUCCUUGAGUCGGUCUGUGAUCCCAAAUUGUUCAACAAAUUCGGGUUUGAUGACUUCUUCCAAAGAAAGCUGAAAGGAAAGACUGCCAGAGUUGGAGUCGAUAUUCAGAGCGCCCACCUCAAGAUUUUCACGUCUUGUCUGGAUGUCAUUUGCUCCGAGCAGUCCUCCGGUCUCGCUCCUUUACUUGAUUAUGCGGUCAACUUUCUCCCCGUACAUCUUCAGAACGUAGAUCCAUCAUUGACAGAGCCUCAUCAAAAGACCGCUCUUGGACCCCGACUGGUGAGCCUCUUUUACGACGAUGAGAUAAUUCAACGAUGGUGGACUGCAGAUAAUCCCUGGCCCAGGCAUGACUGGAUCUAUAGCGACGUGUUUGUUGAUGUUGCUUUGAAAUGGCUACGAGACUCAGCUGUCACUAAGAAUAUAUCUGCAGAACAAACAAAGUGGGUCAAGAGUUUAAGUUCGAAAUCAGAGCCCGAUGCAGAUAUCAUCGAGCACAUCGGACGAUUCUUGGCUCGCACUUGGCUUCAGUCAACUGCCUGGGGUGUCACCGAGGUUUUCUCCGCAUUCCAUGGAUAUGCCACAAAGAUUGAGAAUCGCAAAAAUUCGACAUUCGAGAGAUUUAUCAGCGACGCAAGCCCAGGCGCUGUGAAUGCCUCUCAAAUUUUGGACACCGCGGAAUACGCUCGAAAGCACAUUGGGAUCGACAUACUCGGCUAUGAGGAGAACCGUAAUCUAGCGCGCACUCUUCGAGAGCAUCACCAGUAUCCCGAGGCCAUCGAAAAGUUCAAACUAGCCUUCUCCCUCGACCCCUACAACUGGUUCUCGCAAUGGGGGCUGGCAACCUGCUAUGCAUACAAGCAGGACUAUGCACUCGCAAUCGAGACCGUGGAAGCAGCCAAAAAGAUUAUCCUGACUGCAGAAAUUGAAGAAGACCAUGCGACCAUUCCAGACCUGGAUCGUGACCUGGCUGAGUGGAACGGUAAUGCUGGAAAUAUCGACCAAGCCGUUGCGAUAUACGAAUCUCUGCUGCAGGCUGAUCCCAACGAUUAUGAGACAGCACUAUCGCUCAUUCUGCUUUUCCACAAUGAGAAAAACCGCGAGGGCCUUCUUCGCUUCCUGGAGUCUCUCAAAGAAUCCACUGAUGAAAGGACUGGACUGGACCGACGCACACAAACAUUCCACGCACACUACAAUAGCGCGGAGUACCACGCAACAAUUUUCGCAGUUGCUUCCGAAGCCAAAGCGUUUGAUGCUAUUUUUGAGAGUUACGAGGCAGCCAUCACUGCUGCCAAGACACGACUCGUAGAGGCAAGGAAGAUAGGGGACAGCCAAGAAGAAGAAUUUAGCCGUGCUUGCCAGGCAAUGCUCAUGCACCAUCUCGCAUACCUUUGCUACGAGAACAGUACCGAUAAGCCCGAGCGAAAGGAAAUUGCAAUCGAUCAGUGGGUGCGCAUUUUGCAGAUGGAGGAUUCGGCCGGGGACUACACCCUCACGAGCAUCAAGCCGUACGUGCGCUCUAAGUUUGCUAGUGUCUGCUACACUGAAGCACGACGGGAUACAGAGGCUGCUGGCCAAUACGUCGAGCAACUGGAACAGCUUGUUGCGUUGAAAAGCGCCAGUGUCGCCGCCGAUUGGUGCUAUUCGACGUAUCCAACACGCUUGUUAGCGCGGCUCUACGCGCUUCAAGGCGAUAAAGAAAAGGCUAAAGAUGUCAUACGCCCGUAUGUCAAGGAUCACCUCAAUAUUCUCGUUGAUGAUGAUCCUCUCAACGACUGGCAAGGAUAUGAGGGACUGGCAACAUAUUUGAUGUAUGUCGGCGAGGAUGAUGACUGUCUUGCAGCGUGGUCGUUGAUUGUUCCGACCACUGAUACCAAAUCUGAUGAAGAUGAAGAGUCAUUGGAUGGAGGCUCUUCUCAGGAUCCUAACGGGCCAUUAUAUGCUGCGUGUGAUGGAAAAUGCGGAACAAGGUGGACCUUCGCCAAUGAUAUACACGCUUGCAGAGAAUGUGAUGAUGUACAAUUUGACCUAGCCUGCUUGAACAAGUUACGCAAAGGAACUUUGGAAAUCAACGUUUGUGGAAAGGACCACGAGAUGAUCCACGUCCCAGCUUAUGAUGCGGUCAAGAUGGAGAAAAUCGGCGUCGGAAAUGUUAAGGUUGGAGAGAAGAUUAUGUCGGUCGACGAUUGGAUUAAGAGGCUCAAAGAAGAUUGGGGAAUAAAAUCCGGCUAG
Messenger RNA from Penicillium antarcticum, 4281 nucleotides. RefSeq lists its product as uncharacterized. Gene Ontology annotation, molecular function: protein binding. Lineage: Eukaryota; Fungi; Ascomycota; Eurotiomycetes; Eurotiales; Aspergillaceae. The coding region runs from base 1 to 4281 and encodes 1426 amino acids. The record is from RefSeq and is a predicted model, not a curated record. The transcript is spliced from 3 exons.